AUGGAGCCUCUGAGACUCCCGCCUCCGCUAAUGCUGCUGCUGCUGUUGCUGCUAGCAGGUUCCACUGCGCUCCCUACGGCUCCCAGGACCCCAAGGCACUCAGAUGGGACGUUCACCAGCGAGCUCAGCCGUCUGCAGGACAGCGCCAGGCUGCAGCGCCUGCUGCAGGGUCUGGUGGGAAAACGCAGCGAGCAGGACCCAGAAAAUACCCCAGAGAAGAGCCUGACCCAGUCCAAGGCCUCAGAAGACCAGUUCUGCUUGCUGUGGUCGAACCCUCAGGCCCUACAGGAUUGUCCCUCACCAGCUGUCACCAUCCACAGGCUGCUACUCCCCAGGUUCUCCCUGGAUGGGUUCCCGUCUCUCUGGCUGCCUCCUGGACCAAGACCUGCUGUCAAAGUUUCAGAAUGGACUGAAGCGACCAGGCUUCCCAGAUGAGGGAGG
Acomys russatus (golden spiny mouse) is the source of this 441-nucleotide messenger RNA. It is a transcript of the gene Sct, whose product is annotated as secretin. Gene Ontology annotation, molecular function: hormone activity. The record is from RefSeq and is a predicted model, not a curated record. Gene Ontology annotation, biological process: negative regulation of gastrin-induced gastric acid secretion; positive regulation of pancreatic juice secretion; brain development. Bases 1 to 435 code for a protein of 144 amino acids. The transcript has 4 exons. Gene Ontology annotation, cellular component: extracellular region. NCBI's taxonomy places the organism in Eukaryota, Metazoa, Chordata, Mammalia, Rodentia, Muridae.